AUGCCGCCCCAAAAGCGGCAAAGCAGCAAGGGGAAAGCCAAAACAGCGGUUUCCCACACACCCUUGCUAGAUCAAGAGAAUGCGGAGGCCAUUGCUCCAAACGGAGCUGCCUACAAUGUGGAGCUGCUCCAGUCGGCCCAAGAAGCCUUGGGUGCUCUCAAAGAUCUCUGGCCAGGUCUUGCUGAAGAAGCUGCCUUGGGUAUCGGAGAUGGAGGGAAUCAGCAGACUUCUAGCUACCGAUGCGCACAGAACAUCUUGAAGUGUGACAUCUUCUUCAAUGCAGACCCUUCGGUGCCCCUUCGCCAGAAAUCUAUCAACGAGAUUGGUGAGAGGAGCAUCUACCGUGAUAUUGAUGAUGAGUUGAAGCUGGAUCAGUGGAAACGCUACUUUCUGAGUGUCAACUGUGAGUAUGUGAUUGCGAGUUCGGAUGAUGAAAUCUAUUUCCUGAGUGCCAAUGUCCGGCAAAGCUUGAAGGCUGAUCAGGAGACCAUGACUCACACAUGCCUUCAGAAGAUCUUCAGUGUUCUGAACUACAAAGCCCGGCUUGAGAAAAUCACGGGCCCGUUGAGCGUCUUGGUGACGGACGCGUUUGUGGACACUUGCAUCACCCUGUCGCGGAGGGUGCUAUCUGUACCCUCCCUUCUCAACCUUCUUCUUGCUGCUGACGAGGAGGGCCUCAAGGAUGCGUUGAAUGGGAAAGGUUCCGUUGAUGUCUUCGUUGGCCAGAUGGAAUUCAAAGAUCUCUUGUUCAACAAGCAGGUCCCGACCUACAACUGGGAUGAGAAGAUCACGACACUGAUGCGAGAUACGGUCAACUUGCACACAACGUAUCGUGAAUCGGCCGAACUCUUCUGGUCGUUUCUGGAGGACGUAUCUAUGAAUGAUGGGGUUGCUGAUUGGAUGGACAAUACCGAAAUCAUGGCCCGGUUGGAUGCGAUCAAGAAGCAACAUACGGCUGAAGUCAAAGCGUCAAAGAACAAUGACCAGGAGGAAACCGGAGAGGACGACCUGCCAAUCGAGGAUGAUGAUCAAGGGGCCAAGGGUGAGGAUGAGGAAGACGUACUGCCCCAGAUCACCACUCAAAGACCCAAAAGAGGUGGUGCGAAGGAAGCAGUUCAGAAGUUCAAGAAGAAGGCAAGCCAGACAGUGCGAACACAUGUCCGCCUGGUGGUAGAAGAGGACAAUAUGUCAAACAUGACCAAAGCCUUCCAGGGAACAGCCUUUGUAGAUUGGAAGGCUGAGGAUACCAAGACCGUUGGAGAAGCCCAAACACAACCGACACUUCGCCUUCCGCCGUUGCGAGAAGGGCGCCACGCAAAGCUGCUUGGAUCGGCCAUCGGACUGCAAGCCCCCAUCCUGUCCGCCAUCAAGCCCCCAUCCUCGGAGCCGAUGUCGAAGGUCAAACUGGUGAAAUACCUCAUGUGGGACGAGAAGAGCAUCAGAGAGAGGAAACACCGAGACCGAGGCAGUGCAAUCAACCAGAUGGAGCGCAUGAUCGUCGUUACAUCGGAGGAGAUGGGUUGGAGCUUUCACAACAGAGACAAAGAUGAAACGUGGCGCUUGUCGUUGGCCAACAAGAAGCUUCUCUUCGCUGCAAAUCGGAUCGCUGCAACUCUGCUGAUGAAGCGUCUGGAAGCGAUGGUUUUCCAGGCAAUGCAGACCUCUUCCUCGCCGCUGUUUGAGCCUGCGCUGGCUCAGCUGCUGGCAGGGAGUUCCAAGAAGGAGGAGGAAGACGAAGAUGACGGUGAAGACCAAGAGGAAGCAGAGGAGGAAGGCAGUGAGGAUGAGGGUGAGGACGAAGAUGAUGCCUCCAUGGAGGGUGAAGAUGAGGGCCCGGAGGAGGAGGAUGAAGAGGAGCAGGAUGAGGAUGAUGAAGGUGAGCCCAACAAAGGUUCAAAGCGUAAGGCAACGGAAAAGGCCAAGGCGAAGCCGAAGGCGAAAGGAGGUUCGAAGGCAAAAGCCAAACCUAAGGGUAAGGCAAAGGCAAAGGGAAAGGCCUCUGCAAAGAAGAAGGCGGCUGCCAAAGGCAGACCAAAGGCUGGUUCAAAGAAGGCUUCUGAUGUCUUGCAAAAGCUGAGGGAUUUGCAGUCGCUUGCGGGGGUGAAAGGAAAAGUUUACUAUGUCUCUGAGAAGGACCCGAAACUGUUGAAGAGGCUGAGGAAAGUCUACAAGCCCGCGUUGGUGAGUGAUGAUGCAACAAAACCAAAGAGCCCCUAA
Cladocopium goreaui is the source of this 2217-nucleotide messenger RNA. NCBI's taxonomy places the organism in Eukaryota, Dinophyceae, Suessiales, Symbiodiniaceae. The record is from the annotation of a GenBank genome assembly.